Messenger RNA from Hyalella azteca, 3747 nucleotides. Its product is annotated as hemicentin-2. Lineage: Eukaryota; Metazoa; Arthropoda; Malacostraca; Amphipoda; Hyalellidae. Bases 105 to 1934 code for a protein of 609 amino acids. The record is from RefSeq and is a predicted model, not a curated record. Gene Ontology annotation, molecular function: protein binding. The transcript is spliced from 14 exons.
GUCCCACAUGAGAUUAAAUGCUAAGCAAUUAAUGACUGAAAUGGUCUCAUCAAUACAUUAAUUUUAUUGAGGAAAACUGAGUUACGAAGUGAGUUCCACGCAUCAUGAUUCGUAAAUUCUUCAUAUUAUUUGUAGUCGCGAUGCUGUCCAGCAUGGAAGCUCUCACACAAGCUUCCCCCAAGAUAGAGUCUCUUCCUCAGACGCUGCUGGUGCAGGAAGGCGACAACGUAACAUUGCACUGCGCACUCGAAGACCUCGGAGAUCACGCCGUCGCCUGGCAUAAAGAGGACCACUUAAUAUCAGGGAUGAUGAGGGGGGCGCUUACUAAAAUCACAGAUGAUCCAAGACUAGUACCCAGCGUCUCGGAGUUGGUUCUUCAUCGCGUCGUGGCUGCAGACUCCGGCAUCUACACCUGCAGCGUCGGGCAGACGAUGCCGCAAGGCUACCACGACAUCAACGCCUCGAGUACCGCGCAAAAUUAUGGGGAAAUUCUUCAGCUCUCGCACAAUCUCACCGUCAUUCGCACCACUAAAGAAUACGAGGCGACUGGCAGAGGUAACGUGCACACGGACUACUCGCCAUUUGAAGGCACCUCCGUUGAGCUGAGCUGCGCGGUAUCGGGAAUACCAAGACCACUAGUUCAAUGGACGAAAUACGCAUUUUCGACAUCUGCGGAAGAAAACUGUGGAUGCACCGACAGCAACUUCAAGACCUCCAGAUUACCUCCACAGCCUCUAGGUGUCAGAGAGAAUCUGACGUUUGCCAACGUUCGGCGCUCAGAUUCAGGCAUUUAUUCUUGCAGUGCAUACAACGGUAUCGGCCAGGUCGAGACUCUAAACAUCACAAUGAGAGUCAUGUUCGCACCUUCAGUAAAAGUUCCAGUGCGGAAAGUGUAUAGCGGCAAGGACGUCUCGACCGUGCUGUGUUGCGACAGCGAUGCCCAUCCUCCACCCAGCGUCACUUGGUAUAAAAUGCAAACUCCGGAGAAUCCCUACCGAAGUUAUGAUCCUGAAGCAUCUGAGCCCAUACCCAGUGACGGGCUUGAUGGUUUCUGGACUAACGAUCGCCACUCGUCUUUGACCUUCAGUCCAGAAAAUAAUCCAACUUGGAGUCCUGUGAGCCCUACGAGACUCAAGAAAGCUGGCUGCCAGAACAGACACACUGCUUUUUCCAGAAACACUCUGAGCAUACCACGCUUCCGUGAAGCAGAUCUUGGCACAUAUCGUUGCAUUGCAAGCAAUCCGUUGGGCAAUGACAGCGCCUACAUUUCCGUUACCGGCGAGCCCUGGUCACUCUUUGUUGUGUCGGAGACUCACACAAACUUAACUGACUCCUAUACCCUGGCGUGGCAAGUUAACAGCUAUAACGAAAUACUGCGCUACGAGGUCAGCGUAGAGAAGACUCGUCAGGCUUCAGAGGAGUCCUCGCCAGCCAGAAACUACACCGUCCCAGCAAUUUUGACGCAAAUGCCUGUAUAUCAUUCACAGGUGAAGCAUUUAACUGGCCUGAGUCCCGGCAGUUUGUACAGAGUUAACAUUCGGGCAUACAACUCGUAUGGCUACGUUGAUCUCGACUCUCCCUUCAUCUUUCAUACGCUUGGAGAAGAUGGGUCAUACGCCAGUGAUCAUUUAAGUGGCAGUAGCACAUCGGACGACAACUUCUUCCCGACUGAUUACUCCGACACUGAAGUGAACCUGGAGUCUCGACCGCCUGAACUCCUGAAAUUCACUACCGAGCGCAGUUCUGCCGAAAUAGAGAAGAGAAACAACAUGGUGCCUCAUAGCCGCCCACUGCAAGGAAACGUGUCCCUCAACGAGACGCCUUCAACGGCGCCGCCGAGGCAAGCGUCGCCUAAGGAGCUCGGCGCUCUUCUCACAGCCAUCGCACUCUCGGCUUUUUUCUCGUUAUCUGCUUCCAGGUGGUGUGCCGGAUAAUGUUAAUUCCCGGUCUGGAAGUGGAAGUGAUGCCAGAUUAGCUCUCGUCUGCGACACACCACAACAUUUUCAUCUAAUGAAUCUCCGCGCCUAAUGACCUAUUGUUAUAUCUGCUUACCGCAUUGUAAUGACGGAUUUGGCACUAACAUUAAGUUCAUAUUUUUUUUAAUAUAACCAGUUUGGUGAUUUGAAUACUUUCAUCAUAGAUUUUCUGUUAAUCUUAAUCUGACCAACCGGAUAAUAUGUCGCUGUUCAUGGAGAAAAGCUUAAGGAACUUUUUGGAAUAAACUGUUUGUUGCGCGAUUCCGGUAAUAGAAGAAUUUGAAUUCUCCAAAAACUCUUCAUUAUUUUUCGUGCGACGGAAUUGGAAACGAAAUAAGUUGUUCGUAAUUGAUUAAUGUUGUGCUGUCUUUUUCGUACUAAAAAUGUUUGCAGUGUAAGUCGGUGGCGACAAGUAAAACAGUCUUUAUUGUUCUUUAUAGUCUGCAAUACCGUCUAUUGAUACUUGUAAUCCGUCAGUUUUAAACGCGUUAUGGUGAAACGGCGACCGCCAAAUGUGAUUUAAAUAAAACUCGCGCUAGAUGUACUACAUAAUAUUAUCUCUUGAUGAUCAUUUGGUGGUGGUCAUUUAGAUAUAUUAGCAGCGUGCACUUUAAAUUGUUCUUCUAGCAUUCAUGAUGGUAAUGCAGUAGCGCAAGUCGAUGGGUUCUACAUGUAAAUGCUUUCAAGAGGAUACUGACAUCUUCGCUGAUAAUAUCUUUGAUACUAUCAAUAUAUUGAUAUUAUGCACGUCGAACAAAGUAAUAACCAUAUGUUCUUUUAGGUAACUGCAGACUGACUGUUGCUGCAAGUUAGGUUCACGCAAAUGGUAAAAACUCUUCGAUUUAUGAGAAAAAUUCAUUUUCUAAACAUUGAAAUAAAAUUCAAAAACUCUUCGAUAAUUUUUCGACUAUAUCAUCGAUUAAUACAGAACUAGAAUAUGGACGUACAUGAAAAAAUUUAUGCGAUGCAGUUUUAUGUUCAUAGUAGAUAAUUCUAAAGGUUCAUAGUUAUGAUAGUAGAUGCAUGUAGCAAUCAAUACUUCAAGUAAAAUAAGGCCACUGUUUCUAAUCGCGAGCAAUGAUUUUCAUCAUCGGCUAGCUGAUGUCGACAACUUCAGCACGCUGAGAACGUAGUAGAAAUAAAUCGCAAAGCGAUAGAAAUUUAGGUUUCAAAAGCCUAGUGAGAAAGAUUAUGUACAUACAAUGAAGCAUCGAAAUAAAAACAGUUUCUUCCGUUUGGGUUUAUUCGAGAUUUGGAAGAAUUACAACUCCGGACGAUGAAAUUGAAAAUCAGGAAGUAUGAAAUGUUCUUACAAAUAUCCGCAUAUAAGUGAAACAAGAAUGAAUAAUAGCAAAAUCAUACAUUGCGUGAACCCUGAAUCAAUCAAAUUUUACUAGAAAUCACAAAAAAUAAUUAAUAUGCUGAACAUAUAGAAACUUGAAUCGCAUCGAAGUAAGCAAAGGAAAACACGUAUAAUUAGUCGGGAUAAUAAAUCAGUUAUGACUUCGUAUUAAACAUCGGUAAGGUACAUAGAAGUUUGGUCAUCGUACUAGGGAUACAGGCCCUGAACAUCAAACAAUCAACUGCAUACUAUAAUAACAAAUGGGGCCAAAACGAACAUUGCCUCCAAAUAAAUCGAAAAAAUCACACAAAAGUUGUGUGUGUUCGGAUUCGAGCUAGCGAUUGUAAAGUAACAAACUAAAAAACGAAUAACAAAAAUUUAUAAAGGCAACAAAAUACACUACGGGAUAAAAGGAAAAAGGAAUGAUUG